This is a messenger RNA of Echinops telfairi (small Madagascar hedgehog), 1574 nucleotides long. It is a transcript of the gene RTN4IP1, whose product is annotated as reticulon 4 interacting protein 1. Bases 99 to 1163 code for a protein of 354 amino acids. Gene Ontology annotation, cellular component: mitochondrion. Gene Ontology annotation, molecular function: oxidoreductase activity; zinc ion binding. Lineage: Eukaryota; Metazoa; Chordata; Mammalia; Afrosoricida; Tenrecidae. The record is from RefSeq and is a predicted model, not a curated record. The transcript is spliced from 9 exons.
GAAAGGCCCGCGCCGCGCUUCCCGGUGGGAGCAGCUCAGCCGUGCCGAGGCCCGCGGCGGGGAGGAGGAUUAGCACUACUUCUCCGAAGGGCACGGUCAUGCCCGCGUGGGUCAUCGACAAGUACGGGAAGAAUGAGGUGCUUCGGUUGAAUCAGAACAUGAUGUUGCCCGUCAUUAACUACCCCAACGAAGUCAUUAUCAAGGUCCACGCGGCGGCCGUAAACCCCAUAGAUGUUAACAUGAGAAGUGGCUAUGGAGCUACCGCUUUAAACAUGAAGCGUGAUCCCUUACACAUGAAAAUGAGAGGAGAGGAAUUCCCCCUGACUCUGGGUCGGGAUGUCUCUGGCGUGGUGAUGGAGUGUGGCCUGGACAUGAAGUACUUCAAGCCUGGAGACGAGGUCUGGGCUGCAGUUCCUCCGUGGAAACAAGGCACUUUCUCAGAGUUUGUUGUAGUCAGUGGGAAUGAGGUCUCCCAUAAGCCCAGAUCGCUCACUCAUACUCAAGCGGCUUCGCUGCCAUACGUGGCUCUCACAGCUUGGUCUGCCAUAAACAGGAUUGGUGGCCUGAAUGACAAGAAUUGCAAGGGGAAGCGGGUUUUAAUCCUGGGUGCUUCUGGUGGAGUUGGGACUUUCGCUAUACAGGUGGUGAAAGCAUGGGGAGCGCACGUGACAGCCGUUUGCUCUCAGGAUGCCAGUGACCUUGUAAGGAAGCUUGGGGCAGAUGAUGUAAUUGAUUACAAAUCUGGCGAGGUCGAGGGGCAGCUGAAGACCUCAAAACCGUUUGAUUUCAUCCUCGAUAAUGUUGGUGGAUCCACUGAAAAGUGGGCUCUAGGCUUUCUGAAGAAAUGGUCAGGAGCCACCUACGUCACCUUGGUGACGCCUUUCCUCAUGAACAUGGACAGGCUGGGCAUAGCAGACGGCAUGCUGCAGACAGGAGUCACCGUGGGCUCAAAGGCAUUGAAGCAUUUCUGGCAAGGAGUUCACUAUCGGUGGGCCUUUUUCAUGGCCAGUGGUCCGUGUCUAGACCAGAUCGCAGAGCUGGUGGAUUCCGGGAAGAUCCAGCCAGUUAUUGAGCAAACCUUUCCUUUCUCUAAAGUUCCAGAAGCUUUCCUGAAGGUGGAAGGAGGGCAUGCACGAGGAAAGACUGUCAUCACUGUGGUUUAAAUACAUGUAAGGUUCAGCGUGGACUGCCUCUUUACGUUCUACCUGACAGCUCACGUUUUUUCUAGGCAUUGCUUUCAAAUAUUUUUUGUCCCCAGAUUAGACUUUGAUUUUAAAAAGGAACAUUUUGCCAGGAGUUCUACCCAAUCAGAGUGGCUCCAAUAGCCACGCCUCACCUGGCCCCACCUCUGUGGGGAAGCCCUCUGGCUUCCCGGGUAGCCCCCCAGCCCCUCCACGCACCCCUCGUGUGGAAAGGGCCUCGGUCAAGCCAGCGCAGAGAUGGCGUGAAAAUGAUACACACGCGCACACCGGGGGAGUGUUAAUGGAAGACAGACACCCCUGUGUUGAGGCUAAUGAUAAGGGCUCACUCUGAGCUUCCCGAUCCGGAGAGAAUAAACCCUGUGGUUGACAGAA